GCCAAUCAGCGCGGCGCUGUUGUCUCGCCCCGCCUCGCGCCGGCGUCUGGGUGGUGUGGAGAGGGCGCCCAGUUUCACAGAGCUCCCAGCGCUCACUUCCGGGCACGGUCGGGCCGUGACGUCGGGAGGAGGGCAGGCUCUUCCCGUGUGUUACUUGAUUCACAGCAACCCCAGAAAGUCAGUCUUGUCGUCAUCAUUCGCCCUUUACCAGGGACGAAAUACAACAAGCCCGGGGAAGUACAGACACUGACCAAGGUCACCCAGCUGAGUGGAGCUGGGAUUCAAGCCCAGGGUGCCGUGACCCCUAACGCCUCAAGGGGCACUUACCUAUUUUGUUGGCAAAAGUAUUUUUAGGUUCGAACAGACCUUGGAAUAAUCUAAGCUAAGGGCCGUACUUUAUAGUGGAGUAUCCAAGACUAAGAUGCGAGCAGAACAGUUUAUAUCCAGGACUUGGCACCACUGCCUCCCCGCCUCAUCACAUAGCCCCCACUCCAUCAGAACCUCAUUCAUUUGCUUCUUUUCUCUUCUUUUUUUUUUUUCUUGAGACGGAGUCUUGCUCUGUUCACCUAAGCUGGAGUACAGUGGCAUGAUCUCAGCCCACUGCAAUUUCUGCCUCCCAGGUUCAAGCAAUUCUGCCUCAGCCUCCUGAAUAUCUGGGAUUACAGACACACGCCGCUUUUUGGAUGUCUGCAACGCCUGGCAGGAGUCUUGUGUGAGCCGGCUCCACCACACGGCCCACGACAUCUUCGCAGGGAAGACAGUGGACCAGGAGGCCAGGACAGGGCAGUGUGCUCACAAGGCCAGUUUCUGAUCGUCUGCCCUGAGGGUGAGGACCAGUAGGCAACUGCCAGGAUGGGUGAAAGGAAAGGGGUCAACAAGUACUAUCCUCCAGACUUCAACCCCGAAAAGCAUGGCUCUCUCAACCGGUACCACAACAGCCACCCGCUUCGGGAGCGGGCUCGGAAGCUGUCACAGGGCGUCCUCAUCAUCCGAUUUGAGAUGCCCUAUAACAUCUGGUGCGAUGGCUGUAAGAACCACAUCGGCAUGGGUGUUCGCUACAACGCAGAAAAGAAGAAGGUGGGCAAUUACUACACAACCCCCAUCUACAGGUUCCGGAUGAAAUGCCACCUCUGUGUCAACUACAUCGAGAUGCAGACAGACCCGGCCAACUGCGACUACGUGAUCGUGAGUGGCGCCCAGCGCAAGGAGGAGCGCUGGGACAUGGCGGACAACGAGCAGGUGCUGACCACAGAACACGAGAAGAAGCAGAAGCUGGAGACGGAUGCCAUGUUCCGGCUGGAGCACGGCGAGGCUGACCGGAGCACGCUCAAGAAGGCGCUGCCCACGCUGAGCCACAUCCAGGAGGCCCAGAGCGCCUGGAAGGACGACUUCGCCCUCAACAGCAUGCUGCGGAGACGGUUCCGGGAAAAGAAAAAAGCCAUUCAGGAAGAGGAAGAGAGAGACCAGGCCCUGCAGACCAAGGCGAGCCUGACCAUCCCGCUGGUCCCGGAGACGGAGGAUGACCGCAGGCUGGCGGCCCUGCUGAAGUUCCACACCCUGGACUCCUACGAGGACAAGCAGAAGCUCAAGCGGACCGAGAUCAUCAGCCGCUCCUGGUUCCCCUCCACCCCCGGAUCCGGCUCCAGCAGCAAGGUCAGCGCCGUCCUGAAGAAGCUGGCACAGAGCCGCAGAACUGCGCUUGCCACCUCCCCCAUCACCGUGGGGGACCUGGGCAUCGUGCGGCGGCGGCCUCGGGACGUCCCAGAGAGCCCACAGCAUGCGGCCAACACCCCCAAGUGUGGAGAACCGCGGGUACCAGAGGAGACUGCCCAGGACAAGCCUGUGUCCCCCGGAGACUGUCCUCAGGAAACAGCUGAGACCCCUAAGUGCAGCGGGCUGAAGGGGCAGGAAGGGAGUCGUCAGGACAAGUCCCUUUCCCCAGCAGGCUCCUCCCAAGAAGUAGCUGACGCCCCAGACUCGCGGCACCCCUGCAGCCUCAGCUCCUCCCUCGUGGCGGACUACUCCGACUCAGAGAGUGACUGAGCCAUCCCCAACCUGGGGACUGGACCUGCUCCAGAGGCCGCGACACACCCAGGAGGCCCCUCACAGACUGUAGACCCUCUGCUUGCCCACCAGCCCGGGGAGAGCUCAGACGCGGCCCCCUCCCCAGACCUCGCCUUCCUGCAACCAUGGAGUUGUUAUUUAUUUUGGUCCUGGUGAGGAUGUUUGUGCCUUGUCGGACUUCGUACAUUAAAACCCUGUUUCUUUUU
Molecule: messenger RNA, 2270 nt
Organism: Callithrix jacchus (white-tufted-ear marmoset)
Lineage: Eukaryota; Metazoa; Chordata; Mammalia; Primates; Cebidae
Source: RefSeq, a predicted model, not a curated record